Molecule: messenger RNA, 1845 nt
Organism: Lottia gigantea (owl limpet)
Lineage: Eukaryota; Metazoa; Mollusca; Gastropoda; Lottiidae
Exons: 3
Coding region: 1-1845 (614 amino acids)
Source: RefSeq, a predicted model, not a curated record
AUGGGCCCGACGAAAAGGAAUAUGCAACCAGUACCUUCACUAGCAGACAGAAUAAAGGCUUCUAACAACUCACCUUUAGAACCAACUAAGAGAUCAUUAAAUGAAACGAAACAAGUUGAUCGAGAUAGACUGGUAAGAAACUUCAUCAGACUUUAUUGUCGUGAACUUGCAAUUCGACCUCUUAUGAUACAAGCAGUUGCAGAAGCCAGAGCUACCAAUCUAGAAAUUAUCAACAUAUAUGGACGCAAUGCAAAGGCAUCUAGAGACAACGAGGCCUCUAAAGCUGAUGAAAUAGAACACAACGAAACAAUAUUCCCAAAUAAGUGUGGCAAAUCUAAAAAGCAAUCUACCAGACGUUUGAAAGAUAUUGAUAGUAAUGGAACAACCUUAGCGGAUUUGGUUAAUGGACUUACCAUACAAAGCAAACAAGGAUGCUCAGAUCUCAUUAAGGAUACCGAUGAUGAAGCUCAUAAAGAUGUGUUUAUUGACGGGGAUUUAAAUUUAAAGGCCUCAAGUACUUCUUUAAUUUUAGAUGUUAUUACAAGACAAUCUUUGAAGGGAACAAAGACUGAUACUAAUGACAUUCUGGUUGAAAAUCCAGAUAAACCAUCUGAAUACGACGCAACGAAUUUGAUGAUCAAUGACACAAUUUUCCCUCAUGCAAACAGUAGUGUCCUCGACAUUUCAGACAACUGUGCAUCUGAGCUACCGCACGCCAAUAUCAUAGAACAGAAUGACGGUAGUAUUCCACUGAUAAGGGAUUCAUGUAAUAAGAAAGAAAACCGCGUUAGUUCGAUAUCCUGGAAACCGAAGCGUCAGUUAGUACCUAGAUAUAAGGAUUUUCGCCAACUUGAAAAUACAAAUGGAAGCAAUAUUGAUAACGAACCCUUUUCUUCAGACCUUGUUGAUAAUCUAAAACAACCUGAAGACAAAAUUCGCCCCAUUUCAUCUUUAUCUACAGUCACGGUUUUGCCUGCGUCAGAAACAGACGAGGGUGUUACCACCGAAGAUAUAGCAUCAUCUUCAGAAGCAUUUCCUGAUAUGGAAAGAAAAUUAACCGAAAGUCCUGUUCCCCUUAAAUUGAACAGUAAAAUUCAUACACCACGGGCGCUGAGUUUCCAUGAGUCGAAUAAUCAUAACAAAUUUAGUGGAAUUUUUAAUAAAGGUAAACAAGAUAUACUAACAGAGAACUACUUCUCCGAUACGCCAGUGUUACGUUCAAGAAAUGUCAACCAGAUCAACCAGGAUGUGCAAGCGAAAAAAUUCAACAAGACUGAUAUACAUUUUAAUCGAAAUAGAAUAAACCAGGUGAUAGAUGACCAAACCAGGAAAACGCUGGUACAAAAUCAACUAAAGAAAUUUGGAUUUGAUGGAAAUCCAAGAGGAAGUCAGAAGAAUCAUGUAUCUUCAUGGAAAUCCAAUAUUAAUAUCAAUACAAGAACUGCGUUAAAUGACAGAUUUCUAACAAUGUCGGAUCAGUUUUCUUCAAAGACUGACCCAUUUCAAGAAUUUCCUAAAAAGCUAGGAUGGUUUUUAAAAUCGGGCGAACUAGAUUAUGAUGAACGCUAUACAUUUGAGGACAAGAGACGAACUAAAUCUAAAGCAUACAUGAACGUACAAAGGCAACAUUACAAGCGCCGAACAUUGGACGCGGUUCCUAAGAAUAGACAACAGAAGACACAAAUACAAUUAGUAACAGAUAGAAGACAGGAUAUAUUUACACCUGGUAAACCUUUUUAUAAUCAAGAACCUAGAACGCCUAUAAUAACAAAGAGGCUGCGUUUCAUGAAAAGAAUGGUGACGAAGCCUUUACAUAAACGAAAACCGUUCAUAACAGUUGUGUAA